Messenger RNA from Impatiens glandulifera, 3153 nucleotides. RefSeq names its product pentatricopeptide repeat-containing protein At4g19220, mitochondrial. Gene Ontology annotation, molecular function: protein binding; RNA binding. NCBI's taxonomy places the organism in Eukaryota, Viridiplantae, Streptophyta, Magnoliopsida, Ericales, Balsaminaceae. The coding region runs from base 99 to 2933 and encodes 944 amino acids. The transcript has a single exon. The record is from RefSeq and is a predicted model, not a curated record. Gene Ontology annotation, biological process: RNA modification. Gene Ontology annotation, cellular component: intracellular membrane-bounded organelle.
CAGAUCAGAGCUCCUAAAAGAAACUUAAUCAAUUCCUGAUGAAGUAGCAUAAAAUCGAAGAAAAUAUACUUCUCUGAUAACCAGUCUAAUCUCAGCGCAUGCGCAAUUGGGUAAUUCAGCCCAAAGUUCUCAUUUUCAGAAGAACGGCGGCCACAAGUAAACUCAAAAUAGCCUGUUUUCCAGUUUUCCGUCACAGAAUCACUCAAUUUUGUUUCCCAUUUCAUUUCCCAUCAUUUUAUGGCUACCCAACACAAAGAAAUGCUUUCUUAUCGAUCAAAACCUUCACAUCAUUGCCGGGUUUUUGCCAAUAUUCUGGUCCCCACCACCUGUUCGAUAAAAUUCCGCAGAGAGAAAUGUGCUUUCAAAAUGUUAGUUUUUCUCAUGUUCUUGAUCAAAUUAAGUUGUCUGCUGCGAAACCUACCCAUUUGAGUAAUGCGAAACUCCAUUGCUUAGCUUUGAAGGUUGGUUUUCUUACUUAUUUACCCAUUUGCACCUCAGUAUUAAUGGCUUAUUCUAAAGGUGGGUACUUUCAUUUUUCUAGAAAGUUAUUUGAGGAGAUUAUUCAUAAGGAUGUUAUAAUUUGCAAUGCGAUGAUGACUGCAGCUGUUGAAAAUGGUUACUUUGAAAUAACACUGAUAUAUUUUCGUAAAAUGAUGCAAAAUGGGAAUUGGUUUGAUGCUACAAGUGUUCUUAUUAUUCUAUCUAAUUUAUCUGAUCAUGACAAAGAAAGAAAAAGUUUGUGUUUACACAGUUUAGGUUUAAAAUCUGGGUUACUUGUAGAUCAUUGUUUGUGUAAUGCCUUCAUUGACAUGUAUGCUAAAUGUGGCGAUUUGAACUCAUCUGAACGUGUAUUCACUGAGAUGCAUUCGAGAGAUCUUGUUUCUUGGAAUGCUAUCAUAAACGGUUGUCUUUACAAUGACAAUCCUGAGAAGUGUCUUGUAUAUUUCAGAAAGAUGACAUUUUUUGAUGAGUUAGCAGACAAUGUCUCUCUUUCAAGUGCCAUUGCAGCCUCUACUUGUUUGUUUGAGUUUGAAAACGGUCAAGCAAUCCAUGGUUAUGGAAUUAAAUUGGGUUAUAUGGAUAAUACCCAAUCUUCAGUUGCGAAUUCAUUAAUAUCGUUCUAUUCUCAUUUCGGGGAUGUUGAUGCUGCAGAAACUAUUUUCAGACGAAUGAGUUUUAAGGAUAUGGUUUCGUGGAAUUCGAUUAUUGAUGGAUUUGCUUCAAAUGGAAAUGUCUGGAAAGUGAUUGAGAUUAUGUCUGAAAUGUCUAGACCUGAUGAGGUAACUAUACUCACUAUAAUUCCUCUUUGUGCUGAAUAUAUACUUUUGAGAGAAGGAAAAUCGGUACAUGCUUACUCAAUUAGGAGAGAUUUUUCAUUAUGUUCAUCUGUUAUCAAUAAUCUGAUGGAUAUGUACUCCAAAUGCGACGAGAUUAACGCUGCUGAGCUCUUAUUUAACUCGACGAGUGCGAAAGACUUGGUUUCGUAUAAUACUAUGAUGUUUGGAUAUUCUAUGAACGGGGUUAGUAAGAAAGCUCAUAUGUUAUUUAAAGAACUUCUUUGGUUGAAGCCUGAAUUCAGUAUUUCAACUGCUCUGGCUAUUCUUUCUUCCUGCAAUUCCUCGGAAUUUCGUGAAUUUGGAAAAUCGAGCCAUUCUUGGCUGUUAAAGGUGGGAUUUUUACGCGACAUUCAUGUAUUGAAUUCAUUGAUGUCUAUGUAUGUUAAUACAGGAGAUUUGAGUUUGGCUAUUUCAGUCUUUUCUAGAAAUUAUGAUAUUAUGGAUACAGCUUCUUGGAAUACAAUUCUUGCAGGGUACAUUUGUAAUUUUCGAUUCGAGGAAACGCUGACAACUUUCAAUAAAAUGAGGAGAGAGUCGCGUUUUGGGCUUGAUUCGAUUACUCUAGUGAACGUUAUCUCAGCUUGUGGGAAUCGUGAAUCGGUGAUUGAGGGACAGGUAAUUCACGGGCUGGUUUUUAAAACUCGGGCAGGUGUGGAUACCCGUGUUCAAAACGGGUUGAUUACAAUGUAUGGAAGAUUGGGAGAAAUUGACAAUGCGGAGUUAGUUUUUAUGUUGUUCGAGAACCACAAUUUGAGUUCGUGGAAUUAUUUGGUUUCUGCAUUUUCUCGUAACGAGAGAGGUAAAAGGGCGUUAGAACUAUUUCGUGUUAUGGAUUUCGAACCGAACGAAGUCACUAUCGCAAGCGCUCUCUCGGCUUGUAGUCAGAUAGGUUUCUCGAGACACGGUAAGGAAAUUCACGGGAGAGUUAUUCGAGUCGGAUUCGAUAAGAAUCCGUUUGUUCAUUCGGGUCUAGUUGACAUGUAUAGCAAUUGUGGGAUGUUGGAAAACGCAAAACAAGUGUUUCGAAUUAUUCCCAAGAAGUCGGUUUCGGCUUGGAAUUCGAUGAUAUCAGGUUACGGGUUUCAUGGGGAUGGUUUUAAGGCGAUGGAGUUGUUCGAUGAAAUGAUUAGGUUUGGUUUGAGUCCGACUAGUUGUACUUUUACUAAUCUUUUGUCGGUUUGUGGUCAUCUCGGGCUUAUUAACGAAGGAUGUUUUUAUUAUGAUAAAAUGUUGGAUGAGUUCGGGAUUGAACCUCAAACGGAACAUAAAGUUUGCAUUGUCGAUAUGCUUGGUCGAAAUGGGAUGCUUAUAGAAGCUUAUGAAUUUAUGAAAGGAAUGGGAACUAUACCCGAGGCGGGUAUAUGGGGUGCGCUAUUGAGUUCUUGCGGUUAUCAUGAGGAUGUUGAGAUGGGUAAGGAAGUUGCGAAAGUGUUAUUUAGGUUAGAACCGAAGAACAUUUCGAAUUAUGUUUGUCUCUUUAAUAUGUAUGUUGGUGCGGGUAGAUGGUUUGAGGCGGAUGAACUAAGACGGAUAAUGGAUGAUCUUCGAGUAAGGAAACCGGCUGGUCAUAGUCUUAUCGAUGUUGGUAUGGGAUGAAAGAUCUUGAGUUGGUUGGAUAAUUUGAAUUAGAGUUGUAACUAAAAAUAUUGUUAUGAUUUUAUUAGGAUUGAAAUUGAAUUAACAUGUUUAGAAAAAUGUAAAAUAGGGUAAUAUGAUCAUUUUAUUUGUUGAUUUGAUUGCAUGAUGAAAUAAUGUAUAUUUGUUAUUAAUUCAAGAACAAAUAAGAAUUUAGUGCUAAUUAAAAAACUAAAGAAGA